This is a messenger RNA of Lipotes vexillifer (Yangtze River dolphin), 565 nucleotides long. It is a transcript of the gene BRCC3, whose product is annotated as BRCA1/BRCA2-containing complex subunit 3. Gene Ontology annotation, molecular function: protein binding; cysteine-type deubiquitinase activity; metallopeptidase activity. The coding region runs from base 14 to 565 and encodes 183 amino acids. The transcript has 7 exons. Gene Ontology annotation, cellular component: BRCA1-A complex; BRISC complex. NCBI's taxonomy places the organism in Eukaryota, Metazoa, Chordata, Mammalia, Artiodactyla, Lipotidae. Gene Ontology annotation, biological process: DNA repair; protein K63-linked deubiquitination. The record is from RefSeq and is a predicted model, not a curated record.
GGGCCAGAUCAAGAUGGCGGUGCAGGUGGUGCAGGCGGUGCAGGCGGUUCAUCUGGAGUCGGAUGCUUUCCUAGUUUGUCUCAACCACGCUCUGAGCACAGAGAAGGAGGAGGUGAUGGGGCUGUGCAUAGGGGAGUUGAAUGAUGACCCAAGGAGUGACCCCAAAUUUACAUAUACUGGAACUGAUAUGCGCACAGUUGCUGAAAAGGUUGACACCGUCAGAAUUGUUCACAUUCAUUCUGUCAUCAUCUUGCGACGUUCUGAUAAGAGGAAGGAUCGAGUGGAAAUUUCUCCAGAGCAGCUGUCUGCAGCCUCGACAGAGGCAGAGAGGUUGGCUGAACUAACUGGUCGCCCCAUGAGAGUUGUGGGCUGGUAUCAUUCCCAUCCCCAUAUAACUGUUUGGCCUUCACAUGUCGAUGUUCGUACACAAGCCAUGUACCAGAUGAUGGAUCAAGGCUUUGUAGGACUUAUAUUUUCCUGUUUCAUAGAAGAUAAAAAUACAAAGACUGGACGGGUACUCUACACUUGCUUUCAGUCCAUACAGGCCCAAAAGAGCUCAGAGUAA